UCACUUCCGGCCGCCAGACAGCCAGUUCAGGCCAGUUCACCGCUGCUGUAGUACUCAGUCUGUCCCACUGAGCUGUCAACACACAGCAACCAUUCACUCUGCCUGUCUGUUGCGACAGCAUUUUCCUAUCAAACCUAGUCCGCGUUUCUCUUCAACGACGUUUUCUUUCAGAUAACAGCUACUUUCGUCCCACUAUGACUCGAAGGUGAUCUUCAGAGUGUCCAGGUGGUUCUGGGGUUCCAGGUUGGUUUGGUGAGAGAGCAAGCUAAUUGCGGGGAGGAGGACCGCCUGGGGCAUCGUGUCCCUGGCUCGCAAGUGACUAAGGGAGGGGCUCAGCAAACUGUUCCGCAGCAUGGAGAAGGAAGACAUGAAGGUCCUCAACAAAGGGGAAGAGGAGGAGAUGGAGCUGCAGGGCUACCGUCUGUGUCGUUGGCGGCUGGCCCUGGUGGGCGUUGGUGUGUUGUGUACAGGGGGCUUCCUCCUCCUGCUGCUCUACUGGAUGCCAGAGUGGUGCGUCAAAUCCACCUGCACUCGUACCACAGCCCGUGAUGCCGAAGUAGUAUUGAUGCGCUCCACGGAUGAGUUCCGUCGCUGGUUCCUGGCCAGGGUGCGAGUGAUGCUGGCCCCAGGGAGCAACCCCUUCCACAGCCUGGAGACCCAGACCACCUCCCCCUCCUCCCCUUCCUCUCCCACCUGCCCCUUCUCCUCCCCUGCCUCCCCCCCUCUGGCCAACGGACACACCCCUCACCCCUCCGAUGGCAGCCCCGCUCAGGAGCUCAUCAGAAAAUAUGCUGACUACCAGCCCACACAGAUCCGUUAUUUUACCUUCCAUAGCACAAAAUAUUAUUGGAAUGACGAGGUGCAGAACUUCGAAGUUUUAAAUGGUUUGGAGGAUCUGCAGGUCAGCUGCUCCACUCUCCACUCGGAGCACAGUGCAGGCCUGAACAGGAACCAGCAGGAGUACAGGAAACUGUUCUUCGGAGUGAAUGAAAUUGCAGUGAAAGUGCCUUCUGUUUUCAAGCUGCUUAUCAAAGAGGUCCUCAACCCUUUCUACAUCUUCCAGCUCUUCAGUGUGAUCCUGUGGAGUGCCGAUGAGUAUUACUACUAUGCUGCGGCCAUUGUUAUCAUGUCGGUCAUAUCCAUAGCUACCUCUCUGUACACCAUCAAAAAGCAAUACAUAAUGCUUCACGACAUGGUGGCAGCUCACAGUAUUGUCCGUGUGUCUAUAUGCCGAGCCAACAAUGAAAUCGAGGAGAUUUUGUCUACUGAUUUGGUGCCUGGUGAUGUGAUGGUCAUCCCCAGCAACGGGACCAUUAUGCCAUGUGAUGCCGUGCUGGUUAGCGGCACCUGCAUCGUCAAUGAAAGCAUGCUUACAGGUGAGAGUGUUCCUGUGACAAAGACCAACCUCCCAAACCCAUUACCAGGAGAGAGGGAUGAGAACAAUGACAGUGCCUACAACACAGAGGAGCAUAAGAGACACACACUCUUCUGUGGCACCCACGUCAUCCAGACCCGCUUCUACACAGGCGAACUGGUCAAGGCCGUGGUAGUCCGCACAGGUUUCUGCACAGCUAAAGGCCAGCUGGUGCGCUCCAUCCUUUACCCCAAACCCACCGACUUCAAGCUGUACCGCGAUGCCUACCUCUUCCUCUUGUGUCUGGUGGCUGUGGCUGGAAUCGGCUUUGUCUACUCCAUCGUCCUCAGCAUCAUGAACAAGGUGCCAGCUAAGACCAUCAUCAUUGAGUCCCUGGACAUCAUCACCAUCACUGUGCCACCGGCGCUGCCAGCCGCGAUGACCGCUGGCAUUGUGUAUGCCCAGCGACGCCUCAAACGCAUCGGCAUUUUCUGCAUCAGCCCACAGAGGAUCAACAUCUGUGGACAAAUAAAUCUGGUCUGCUUUGACAAGACUGGAACUCUGACAGAAGAUGGAUUAGACCUAUGGGGAGUCCAGAGGGUUGAAAAUGGCAGUUUCCACCUGUCAGAGGAAAAUGCCUACAAGGAAAACCUAGUCAAGUCACAGUUUGUGGCUUGUAUGGCCACUUGCCACUCUCUUACAAAAAUAGAGGGCCAGCUGUCCGGAGACCCGCUGGACCUCAAAAUGUUUGAGGCUACAGGCUGGAUCCUGGAGGAGGCCACUGAGGAGGAAACAUCUCUCCACAACCGUAUCAUGCCCACUGUGGUUCGACCUCCAAAACAGCUGUUGCCCCCAGAGCCUGUUGCAUCACCAGAGCAGGACAUGGAACUCUAUGAGCUUGCUUCAGCAUAUGAGAUAGGUAUCGUGCGCCAGUUUCCUUUUUCCUCAGCACUCCAGAGGAUGAGUGUGGUGGCUCGUCGGCUGGGGGAGAAACGUAUGGAUGCCUACACGAAGGGGGCACCAGAGGUGGUGGCUAGCCUGUGCAAGAAAGAGACAGUGCCAGAAAACUUUGCAGAGGUUUUGGAGGGCUACACCAAGCAGGGUUUCAGGGUCAUAGCUCUGGGUCAUCGUCGACUUGAAUCCAAACUCACCUGGCACAAAGUCCAGAACAUAAACAGGGAUCACAUAGAGGCAAACAUGGAGUUCCUGGGUCUGAUCAUCAUGCAGAACAAGCUGAAGGCAGAAACACCAGGAGUGCUGCAGGACCUCCACAGAGCACACAUCCGCACUGUCAUGGUUACUGGUGACAACAUGCUAACAGCCAUCUCUGUGGCCAGGGACUGUGGAAUGAUCCCUCCCCAAGACACUGUCAUCAUCGCUGAUGCCCUGCCUCCUCAUAACGGUCAAGCCGCCAAAAUCACCUGGAGAUAUGCCGACAAGCCAAGCAAGACACCUCGCCUGGAGGAAGUGAACAUCAGUCUGGAGGAUGUGUGUCCCAUAGAUGAGCACAAAACACAAGAGAUGUACCACUUUGCUAUGAAUGGAAAAUCGUUUGCCGUCAUCGAGGAGCACUUCCCUGACAUGCUGCAAAAGCUGGUGCUGCAUGGGACGGUGUUUGCCAGAAUGGCCCCAGAUCAGAAAACGCAGCUCAUUGAGGCGCUGCAGGGUGUAGACUACUUUGUGGGAAUGUGCGGAGAUGGAGCAAAUGACUGUGGGGCUCUGAAGAGGGCUCAUGGUGGCAUCUCUCUCUCUGAGCUCGAGGCCUCUGUAGCAUCUCCCUUCACCUCCAGGACCCCCAACAUCUCCUGUGUCCCCAGCCUCAUCAGGGAGGGACGUGCUGCUCUCAUCACCUCCUUCUGUGUGUUCAAGUUCAUGGCCCUCUACAGCAUCAUCCAAUACAUCAGUGUCACUCUCCUCUACUCUAUCCUCAGUAACCUUGGAGACUUCCAGUUCCUCUUCAUAGAUAUUGCCAUCAUCCUCCUUAUUGUCUUCACCAUGAGUCUCAACCCAGCGUGGAAAGAACUGGUGUCACGUCGCCCCCCAUCAGGUCUGAUCUCAGGGCCUCUGCUGUUCUCUGUGCUGACCCAGAUCCUCAUCUGCUUGGGCUUCCAGACCAUUACAUUCCUUUGGGUCCGACAGCAGUCCUGGUACACAGCCUGGACGCCAUUUACAGAUGUCUGCAACCAGUCAUCGCACAUUAACAUGUCGGAUCUCAACGACACCGAGAUUGACGACCACAACAUCCAAAACUUUGAGAACACCAGCCUCUUCUAUGUCUCCUGCUUCCAGUAUCUCAUUGUUGCUAUCGUUUUCUCAAAGGGAAAACCUUUCAGGCAGCCUAGCUACAAGAAUUGGCCUUUUGUGGUGUCUACCUUGAUAUUAUAUUUUUUCCUGCUGUUCAUCAUGUUCCACCCAGUCGAAGACAUUGACGAGUUUCUAGAGAUUGUUUGUGUUCCGUAUGAGUGGAGGAUAAAACUCUUCAUCAUCAUCUUAGUCAAUGCUGCUGUGUCUGUUGUGGUGGAGACCUUCAUCCUUGACAUCAUCUUAUGGAAGCUUGUGUUCAGCCGAGACAAACAGAGCAGCUUUGGCAUCACUCCUGCUGCCCCGACACCACAGGGUGCCAUUGACCUGGGCGCCUUCAAGUGUCUGACACGGCUGUGCUGCCCACGCAAGUUGGCACCUAAGGCUCGCUACAUGCAUCUCGCCCAGGAGCUCAGUGUGGACCCCGACUGGCCUCCAAAACCAACCACCACCACUGAAGCCAAACCCCGCCCUGAAAACGGCUCCACCUAUCAAUUCAUGAUCAAUUCCUAGCACCCCCCCCGCCCCCAGAAUCUAAUCUGACCCUUUCAUACACGAGACACGUAUAUGACACGUGUUCACUGAACCUAUUCAAACCGAGUUGUUGCAGGAAAAUUGCUUGCCAUAACUGUUAAGAGACUUGGGGCUUAUAGUUUCAGAGGCAUUAGUGCAAAAAGAAACACGUAUAAGAACCAAGUAAAAUUUCAGUUCUCUCUGGCUUGCCCUCUUGCGCACUCUCAGGUGUCUUGCUUGUCAUUAAAUGGCAUUUCAACAUCAGUAACAUUAGAUCUAAUUCCCGUUCCUUAUUGCAACGUCUGUUCACCGUAGCUGAGCAGCAAGGUUUGGAGGAAGAUUAAUAAAUGACAUCUACAGAUUGACGGUUUGAUAUCCCCUCACUUUAUCUGUGUGAAAGGGGUUGGAAAAAACACUUUAUUUCAUACGUGAAAUGGCAUGGUAGUUGUUGAAGGAUUGAAAAUGUUUGCUUUUAUACCAUUGUUAAAGUAACAGGAUCUGAAAAUGUAUUUGGAACCACAGUACUCAAAGAGAGUUUUAGCUGAAGUAUAAGAUAAUAUAUCUGAGGCUUUCAGGAUGAUCACUGGAAAUGUAUACUAUAGGAUGAAGCAGAUAUUGGCCCAAAAGAGCCAUUUCACUUUGGCCUUUGUGUCUCUGACUGAAAUAGCAAGUGAGAGAAUUGCUCGAUUGAGAAAGAGUCUGGAAGUGAGAACCCGGAAGAACAAGUUUUGACUUAAAAAUUGAGACAUUAUGAAUGGUUGAACGUACAUGGAGUAACAGAUAGAUAUUGUUGGGUGGCUUUACUGACCACACUAUGUGAUCUAAUCAUAAUGUCUUUUUUUUAAAUCAGCAGCAUUUUUUCUCUAUGUUCAUACUCCUGGGCAGCCAACACCUCACUUAAAGGAUGUUCACACAGCGAGUUACUUGUUCAACAAGCUGCUAUGGGCGGUGGAGGCUCUGAUUGCUACCAUGUAGUGGUCUUUUUAAUCUAACGCACAUACUGCAUAGAUAUAGAGUAAAUUUAAAGAGCUAGCAUUACCACCUGUCAAGCGCUCACUAGAGGACAUAGAAUCAUAACCAAAAAGAAAAGCUGGAAAGCUUACCAUGGAGCUCCAGGGAUAAUUGAAAUUACAAAUUUAAGACCAGUAUUCAAGUAGUCUUUCAAGCACACUGAGAUGUAGAAGAUUAGGACUUUGGAACAGUUGCAGUUAACGCGUUUAAUUGCAAACCCCAUGCAGAAAUCAAAGAACAUUAUAGAUCACCAAUGGGUGGCUGAAACCACAAACCUGACCUGUGGUUGAAUUUUCCUCAUAAUUUGGUCAAAAUGUUCCAAAACAUUAGGGCAUGUAAAAAGUACAGUGCCUACAGAGAACAGUGAGGGAGACAGAUUUCCAACCACAGGCAGGAUUUCUGCUUUGUUUGUAAUUAACUGUCAGGGUUUUAGCAAAUAUAUUGUUGGGUUAGAAAUUUAAUGUAAAAGACUUACAAAAAGACAAAUUUAAUCCCAACUUUUUGCCAUACCAGUGGAUCUGAUAGCCUUUUGUUCCAGAUGGAAAUACCUUCGAUAUUAUUUGAGAACAUUCAUGGUCCGGAACAAGUCAUCAUUUCUUUACUUUAAUAUUAAUGCUAACAUACAACAUAUUAGUAUCCAUAACUCACAUGUUAAUUGUUAACACUCAAUGUCAGCAAGUCUGACAGGGAACAACAUGGCCUUCCUCUGGCGCUCCCAUCAGGCCAAACCCUUUUGCCCCACUGGUGGAAUAGAUGGAAUAAUAGCAAACUUUUUAUCCAUAAAAAGAUGUUGAUUGCUAGUGUGUAAUGACCUGUACACAGUCAAGGGGCCAUUAAUCUAUUUUUUUUUUUUUUUUUUGCAUCUAUGAGCCAUGUCCUGUCAGCCCCUAAUGGUAUCAGACAGGAGACUGAAAGCAAA
Acanthopagrus latus (yellowfin seabream) is the source of this 6098-nucleotide messenger RNA. RefSeq names its product ATPase 13A3 (gene atp13a3). Gene Ontology annotation, biological process: intracellular calcium ion homeostasis; polyamine transmembrane transport. NCBI's taxonomy places the organism in Eukaryota, Metazoa, Chordata, Actinopteri, Spariformes, Sparidae. Gene Ontology annotation, cellular component: late endosome membrane. The transcript has 34 exons. Gene Ontology annotation, molecular function: ATP hydrolysis activity; ATP binding; ATPase-coupled monoatomic cation transmembrane transporter activity. The coding region runs from base 353 to 4168 and encodes 1271 amino acids. The record is from RefSeq and is a predicted model, not a curated record.